Messenger RNA from Exophiala bonariae, 1542 nucleotides. RefSeq lists its product as uncharacterized. The transcript is spliced from 4 exons. Gene Ontology annotation, molecular function: transmembrane transporter activity. Bases 1 to 1542 code for a protein of 513 amino acids. The record is from RefSeq and is a predicted model, not a curated record. NCBI's taxonomy places the organism in Eukaryota, Fungi, Ascomycota, Eurotiomycetes, Chaetothyriales, Herpotrichiellaceae. Gene Ontology annotation, cellular component: membrane. Gene Ontology annotation, biological process: transmembrane transport.
AUGGCCUCCCACACGCCAAUUCAACAGAACAGUGACCUGAAAGCGUGGAUUGCUUCCGACUCGGACAUCGACCACGUCGAGAAGUCUACAGAAAUGGGUGAGAAUUCGAAUCAAGAAGUACUUGCCGCUGCCCAUGAGACUGUGACUGUGGACAAGUCAUUGGUGGGGCGCAUAGUAAAAAGGACAGACCUUCAUCUCCUCACCCUAUGUGUGGCGAUCAACAUUUUCAACUUCAUCGAUCGGUCCAACAUUGGUAAUGCUCGAAUCUUGGGUAUGCAACACGAUCUCAAAUUGACCGGUGUUAAAUACAACAUCGCUGUCAUGUGCACCUUUAUCAGUGCUGCAGCUAUCGAAAUACCUGGAAAUAUUGCUUGCAAAUUGAUUGGACCCAGGGUCUGGAUUUCUGCCAUUGUGGUUAUAUUCAGCAUCAUCACGAUUUGUACAGCAUUAGUCGAAACCCCUGGUGGGUUGUAUGCUGCAAGAUUCUUCUUGGGGGUGUUCGAGGGCUCCGUCUCGCCAAGCAUAAUAUACGCGCUGAGCUUGUUUUACCGUCGAUCGGAGCUCGGCCUACGCAUCAGUGUCUAUAUAUCCGCGGCUGGGUCCAGUGGCGCAUUCGGUGGGCUUCUCGCCAUCGGGUUAAGCAGAAUCCCUCGUUGGGGACUAAUUCACACCUGGAGAAACAUCUAUUUUUUUGAGGGAUUGAUCUCCCUGUGCCUUGGGGUCAUUGCAUUCUUCUUCAUUCCUAAUGGACCACAAGAUGCAAGGUUUCUCAAUCAGCCAGAACGGGAGACUGCGGUCGCUCGUCUCAGGGUUGAUGCUGCAGGUACGGAUGAGGGCGGUAAAACGAAGUGGGUGCAUAUUAAACAGGCAUUCAAAAGCCCACAUGUACUAGGAUGCAGCAUUGGCUUUCUGUUGGGAAAUGUGGCACAGAAUGCCCUCGCUGUAUUCUUGCCGUCCAUCAUAAGGAGCUUUGGGUACUCCCCAGAGACAUCACAAUUGCUCUCGGUCGGUCCCUACGCGGUUGCAUGUGUACUCUCUAUAAUAUGCGGCUACCUGUCCGACAAAUAUCAAAGCCGGUCCAUUGUCAUAAUCUGCUGUGCUCCCCUAUCAAUCAUUGGCUUCUUCAUGCUCGAAUUUGUACCAAGCAGCCAUCCAUGGACAAAAUAUGGUGCCAUCUAUCUCGGACUGCCUGGGCUGUUCUCCUGCUUGCCGAUCUACAUGAGCUGGUGUCUCAAUAACUGUGCAACGGCAACCGUUCGUGCAAGCGCUGCUGGUGUUCUUUUCGCAAUUGGAAGUCUCAGUGGGCUCAUCGCUCCCUGGGUCUACCUCACCAAUGACGCUCGAGGAUAUAGAGUUGGGAAUGGCAUCAUGAUCGGCAUGGUCUUCGGGACUUGGAUCACUGCCCUCUCACUGAGAUUCUACUGCCAGUGGGAGAAUCGCCAGCGUGACGAGGGAAAGAGAGAUCAUAUUCUGGAGGGCUUGUCUGCUGCUGAAGAGAGGGAAUUGAGCUCGAAGCAUCCCUCUUUCCGAUAUAUCAUCUAA